AAUUUUCCACUCUAAACAACGCACGCGUCUUUCCUCCCUUUUCCUUCAUAUUAUUGCCAUCGAGCCGCCCACGUUCACGCUUCUCUUUCUAUUAUUACUAUUCGGCUUCUUUCUCCAGAAAUCUCCACCUUUGAAUCUCCGCCUUCUUCUCUUUCUUGGGGCCUUGGAGGAAGCUAUGUGCCCUCUGAGGUUUGUCUUGGUCUUCUUUUCCGCCGUGCUAGCGGGUUAUUUUGCGUGGAGGACGGUGCGUUCGUCGCCGGCGCCGAACGCUCACAUCGCUUCCGAUGAAUCUUCUGUUGAAGAAAAAGCUCCCACGAAGAAUGAUUUCAAUUUGAAAGAGGCGAUCCAGAACGGAUUCUGGGUAUUCGUCGACAUGGCCAGUGGGAGGUAUCUCUGGAGAAAUCUGAAGGCUGUCAACGGUGACACAGAGCAAAAAAGCUCUUAGAACUAGGGUCCCCAUUGAUCGUCUUGCCCAAAUAUGUACAAUCUUAUCUUCCUUAUUUUCUCGAUCUUUUUCGGACAUAGAUGGCUGUACUGUUCUUUAUGGAAAGGGAAGAGGUGAAACUUUGGGGGAUACUCAUUGUAAUUUUUUUCUUUUUUUGGACAAAUGAUUUCUCUGAAAAAUGUCCAUGUUAAUUUUCCGAGGCCCGAC
Neltuma alba is the source of this 652-nucleotide messenger RNA. RefSeq lists its product as uncharacterized. The transcript has 2 exons. NCBI's taxonomy places the organism in Eukaryota, Viridiplantae, Streptophyta, Magnoliopsida, Fabales, Fabaceae. The record is from RefSeq and is a predicted model, not a curated record. The coding region runs from base 176 to 445 and encodes 89 amino acids.